This is a messenger RNA of Epinephelus moara (kelp grouper), 2923 nucleotides long. RefSeq names its product leucine-rich repeat-containing protein 15. The record is from RefSeq and is a predicted model, not a curated record. Gene Ontology annotation, molecular function: protein binding. Lineage: Eukaryota; Metazoa; Chordata; Actinopteri; Perciformes; Serranidae.
AAAGAAUUUGGGUUAAAGAGCUGCAGUACGAGCUCUGAUUCCUCGGUUAAUGGAGGUGGCUGCAGAGAGUGCUUUAUCUGGGCCUGGGAUUUGGACGGCAUUAGUAUAAUCUUUCCUUCUGUGACCAACAGGUCUGCUCAUCAUCAUCAUCUAUCCAAUACAUCCCUGCUUCAUCCUACAGAUGACAAUAAAUAAUGUCGCAUCUGGGUCGCAGCUCGCUUCGGAUAUCUGUCAGUGAAGAGUCGCAGCGUCAGUGUGGAGGAAUAACACGUUUUACUGACUCACAUUUUGAUUUAAAGGUUUUCCUGCAGAGGAGAGGAGGCGCAAACUUUUUCUUUUUUAAGUCAGGUGGAUCAUUUGAUCGUAAUUAAUCUUCCUCUCUUAUUUAUAUUUGUGAUACAUUUAUAUUUCUGUCUUUAGCUGUUGAUUUGUAGCUCUUAUUCCAACAUUAUCACCUCUCUCGUCCAGAUCAAACCAACACAACACUCUAAAAACAAACCACUUAUUGACUCUCAGUUAGAAAUAUGUAAAUCUAAAUAAAGGUGCAGAUUAACACCCUCCGCCCUCGAUCAAUCAAAUCUGCCCAGACCUCCUAAUGCUCCGCUCCGUGGCCCAGUUCAGCGUCAAUCUCUUAAAGCUCCCCUCAUAACCCCCUCCCACAACCACAGCGCAGCGUGGUGAAUAAUUGACGAGCUCCCCCCUCCUCCCCUCCGCUCUCCUCUCUGUGUCUCUUUCCAUCACUCUGUCUCUUUGUGGCGUCGCUCGUCGUCGGGUUCUCCGGGCCGUAACAACCUGCCCUCCCUCGCCUCCGUCAUGUCCAGUUUCCACCUGCCGCCGGCUGCACGUUGACGACCGUCAGCAGGCUCAAAGAGACGGGGAGACACGGGAGCAGCUGCUGGAGCUUCAGAGCCAUGAAGGACUUCCUGUUCCUCCUCCUGGUGGUGACGGAGGCGUCCUCCAGGUCUCACAGCAGCUGGUGUGACCUGGGCUGCGACUGUCGAGGAGAUCUGAGGUUCACCAUCUGCUCCCGGGCGCUCAUCCCCCAGCUGCCCGCCAGAGUGCCCCCCAACACCGAGCUCCUGGACCUCUCCGACAACCACAUCUCCGUCAUCCCCGAACGCUCCCUCAGCAAAAACCGCAAGAUCCGAGUCCUCCUGCUGCAGAACAACAACAUCAGCGUGGUGGAGGACGGCGGCUUCUCUCAGCUGGAGUUCCUGCAGAAGCUUGACCUGAGCUGGAACCAGAUCUCCACCCUGACUGAAGGGUUCUCCAUCGGCCUGGCGUUCCUGCGGGAGCUGCAGCUCGCCCACAACCGCCUGACGAGCCUGGACAGCCGCAGCUUCCUGCACCUGGACGGCCUCCAGAGGUUAAACCUGACCAGCAACAGCAUCCACACCAUCCAGAUCAGGUCGUUCUCCUCCAUGAGCAGCCUGCGGCAGCUCCACCUGGAGGGCAACCAGCUGACGUCCCUGCGGAGCGGCAUCUUCUCCAUGCUGCGCUCCCUGGAGGUCCUCAACCUGGGCGGGAACCAGAUCAGCGAGACGGAGCCGGGCGUCUUCAAGCCGCUCGUCAGCAUGACGCUACUCAACUUAGCCAACAACCACAUGUCCACGGUGCAGUUCAAGACAUUCCUGAGCAUCCACACCUACAGCACCCACAUCCUGCUGGAGGACAACCCGUGGAACUGCGAUUGCGACCUGCAGAGAGUCUUCAGGAAGCUGCGGAGCAUCCAGAGGCUCUUCCUGGACGACUACUACAACCUCACCUGCAAGGAGCCCGCCGUCCUCGAGGACUACAGGCUGAUGGACGUGGACACGGAGCUGUGCCUCGCCGAGACGGUCACCGUGCUCAUCAUCACCGCCACCGUGGUGAUAACGGUGCUGGCGGCCAUGCUGAUGGGCGAGAGGAAGAGGAAGAAGAAGAAGAGGGGAAGCACUGGACGCAGCAGGGGGAGCUGUCGGAUGAGUCGGACUACUGAAACACAACUUCUGAACCAUGUCGCUAUUUUAUUUUAUUUUUUUAACUCUUUAUUUUCCAGCAAAGAAAGACGAUUAAAAUAAAACAUUCUGACUUUCAGGCUUCACUGUCGUCGUCGUCACUUAAAUCCCUCAGGAACAUCUGCGCGCCUGCAGAGAUUUGAGACUCUGUGGUUCAUUUUGUCGGAUUUCCCAUCUGCUUCGCACCGAACGAGCCUGAAAAAGCUUUUAAACCGACACUGUGGAGGGAAUUACUCUAAAACAUCUGCUUCAUUCAAUAAAAAAAACUCUACUUUCCUUGAAAUGCAGUAAAUUUAACCAGUAUAUUAAUGAAAAAUGUUUAUUUUCUCAUCUUAAAUGUUCAGAUAUAUUUAUGUGAAUGAAUACUGUUCCCUUUUUAAAGCUUGGAAAACAUUAAAUUGAAUGUUGAAACAUUUUUGUGACUGAAACUUUGUGUUUAAAAUGAACAUUUGCCCACACAGGACUUCACAUCAUCUGCUUCAGGGUCACAUAGAAGUCUGCAGCGCCCUCUGCAGUUGCUGUAAUAUCCUCAUCUGUGCUGCUCAGUGACACACUGGAGACCUUUAGGCGGAGCCGCUCUGAUGCAGCAAAGUCACAGGAUUCAGCACGGAGGGGACAGGAAGUUGGCAAAAUAAAAGCAUGAUGUAUGUCGAGGGAAAACAAAGAAUAUUAACGCACACAAGGAGUUUGCACAAACAAUACCUGGACAAUAAACAUACAAAAUAAAGGUGAAAUAGUCAUUUGUUAUUUUUAUUUUAUUCAUUAUUUAAGCUAUCAAAUGCAUUCAAUUACACGGUUCCUUAAAAAGUCUUAAAAGACAGAAUUUAUUAAUCCAAAAAUAAGGCCUUAAUUGGUAUUUAAAUGUCUUAAGUCAGUCUUUCAAGAAUCUUAAAAAUGCUAUGACACAGGAGGUAGGAUUUUAGGGU